UCUACUUCCUAAGAGUGUGAAAGUACCAGAGUGCGGGUCAUUGACGAAAGAUGUGUGUGUGGCUGCAUGUGUGUGGAGAGGGAAAAAGAACCACCCCUCUUAAAAAUUUUAAGAACCAUACUGUCAGGAUUGUUAGGAGGGCUUUUAACUUGAUCUCGGAUCUUUUCUAGACCAACACAUUUGGAGCAAGGACUCACAUUAGUGUUUGUUUGGGAUGGAUUUAAAUGCUUAGCAUUGGACUUAGAAUCGAUCUCUGCUCCUGACUUUUGUUAAGUGCCCCCCCACCCAUCCGACCCCCCACAAAGAAGAGCAGAACCAGGAACCAAGCAGAGGAGGAAAACAUCUGGAUGGAAGAGCAACCAGAAGAGAAGAUCAGAAGAGAACGGGAUAAAAGGAACAGAGCUGAAGGACAUUUUGGAUAAAGAAGCAGGGAAUGUCUGAUAUGUGCACUCUCUAAAUAGGACACGCCACAUUUCCUCUCUUCCUACUUGAGAUGGGACGCUUGCUGGGUCUGACGCUGGCCUACCUGGCCCACCUGAUAGCUUCCGCCUUGGGCUCGGAGCGCCAGCACCACACGGUGCAGCACGGCGACUGCAGCUACACAUUCAUCCUCCCUGAGGUGGAACAUUGCCAGCCCCAGAAAAACUUUGAGGUCUCGAACACGCUCCAGGGGGACUCCCCAGCCCAGGUCCAAUCUUCCGUGAGUCAAACAACUCUCGGCAGGACCCAGAAGGACGGUUCCACUUGGUUGGAAAUUAAGCUGGAGAGUCUUGAGAGUGCAACGGAGAAUAAUACACUGUGGCUGCAGAAGCUGGAAAAUUUAAUGCAGGAGAACGUUCGCUCCGGCAUGGAGGAAAUAAAGCGAACCGCGGUUCAAACCCAGACGGCCGCCAUGCUAGAGAUGGGCAGCAACCUCCUCAGUCAGUCAGCAGAGCAGACGCGCAAACUGACCCAUGUUGAAACUCAGGUAUUAAACCAGACCAGUCGCCUGGAGAUCCAGCUGCUGGAGUACUCGCUUUUUACCAACCGUCUGGAGAAGCACAUACUCCUGCAGACUCAGGAGAUCUCACGUCUCAGUGAUAAAAACAGUUUUCUCGAGCAGAGGCUCUUGGCGCUGGAGGCUCGUUAUGGGACGGAACUGCAGGGCCUGCAGAGAGAAAAGCAGCAGUUGCGCGAACUGAUGCAAAGGCAGAGCCGACUGGUCGGCCAGCUCCAGGGCGAUUUGGGCGGCGCAACUCUAAACAACACGUUGCUGCAGAGGCAGCAAUCUCAGCUCGCGGACACAGUUGAGCAGCUGCUGGCUUUGGUCAACAACUGUAAUGAAAUCUCCCAUCUGCCCAAACAGGAGCCACCUAUUUUUAGGGACUGCGCUGAGAUUUUGCAUUCUGGACAAACAGCGAGCGGGAUAUACAACAUACGCCUCACGAACUCCACCCACUCUGUCAAGGUUUUCUGUGAUAUGGAGACCAGAGGUGGAGGAUGGACUGUGUUCCAGCAUCGCAGAAACGGCUCCGUCGAUUUCCACCGUGGAUGGAAGGAGUACAAAUUGGGAUUCGGAGAGCCUUCUGGAGAACACUGGCUGGGAAAUGACAUCAUUCAUCAGCUGACCAGAUCCGGGGAAUAUAGCCUACUUGUCCACUUGAAGGACAGAGAGGGGAAUGAGGCCUACUCGCACUUCAAACACUUCUUCACUAACGGGGAGGACCGUAACUACAGCCUUCAUGUUGAGGGCUUCAGUGGGACUGCUGGACGGACGAACAGCAUGGCCCACAGCGGGACCCAGUUCAGCACCAAGGACAGAGACAACGACCGCUGCACCUGCAAGUGCGCUCAACUCGCGUCCGGAGGUUGGUGGUUUGAGGCUUGCGGACCAUCCAACCUGAAUGGUGUGUAUUACCCGAGCUCGUCCACUGUGGUUCGCUACAACGGCAUUAAGUGGUACUAUUGGAAAGGACCAAACAUGAUGGCUACCAUGGCAACCAUGAUGGUGCGCCCGGCAAACUUCUGAUGACUGUUCGUCUUAGGGAAAACCAUUUAUUAUGGACACCACAGUAUCAGAGAGUGCGACCAGAACUGAAAUCAGUGUGUGUGGAACUGUGAGGAAAAAGUGGAACUGAGCCCUGGAUGGAAUAAUUGCCAAAGGAUGCCACAAGCAAUCAUUUUGUCUCAAGCAAGUGCCACAAAUAUAUAGUUCAUAUACACUAGUUCCUUGGUACCAAGAUGGAGGCAAAGUACUAUUUUUGUCUGCUCAACCUUCUUCAAUAUUGUUCCAUUGGUGCACCAAAUGGGCUUCAGCAAAAAUCAGAGCAAUGUAGAUUUUUUUCACUGACGAACAGAAGAAAGAAUCUCCACAAAUUUCAGAAUAGGACAUUGUGUGAUGAAACGUGAUGGGCGCCCAAAAAAAAAAAAAAAAAAAAAAAAAAAGAGACUCAGCAAAGGUGAUGAUCUUCCAAAUACGGACCAGCAGACAUACAAUAGUAUGUCAAUGAGGGGGAUGUAGUCACGGAUUUGUUGUACGCUUUGUUUGACGUUCAAAAAUGUAAUUUAAUUAAUGACAUAAAUCCGAAUUUUACAUUUUAAUGUAAAAAAAAAAAAGGGAACCAUGGACUUACAGCUUUUACGUUUGAUAGUUUGACAACAUGCGCUCGCUUAAAAAUUGUUGCACCAUCAUUAAAACAAGGACGGCCAUAAGAAACAAUUUUGCCCUUCUAAAGGGUUUUACAGAGUGAAACAUUCUAGUUCCUUCCUCUUCUGGCUCUCAUGAAAUAUUCAUUUUUGAGUGAUUUCCCUCAUAAAAGCACAUUAAACAUUCUUCCCAAGGUGAUUUAUUCUAGGAAUAAAACAUUUGUUGCAACAUCUUGGGGCUGUUAAAAAGAAUAUAGCCUGCAUAUUGUCUGUUGUGGUGGUGGUGGGGGGGACUCGCACUUGCCUCAGACAGCUGACGGGAUAAAUUAUCCAGUAGCGCCGUUCCCAGCAGUUCCUAUUAGAGUGCAAAUAUUUUCCACCUGUAUCAGCUGUGCACAUUGAGCGUGGCCACGGAGGAGGAGAAGGCCUGGUCACGUUGACACUGCCUGCUCAUUGUUUCAUACGCACCGCUGUGCUUCUCCGAAUGACAUCUGGCAAUUUAGUGCAACCGGACACAGUCGGUUUCACGAACUGGGCUGCCCGUAUCUUUAUUUUAGUCAGUGCUAGUUGAUACUUUCCAUAGGAAAGAAGCAUCUAUUUGCUGAUAAUGUAAAAAUACCUUCCGAGCAACAAAUUCCUCUGUUCUCCGCAAAUUGCCUUUUCUUUGUGAGGCUUCACCGGACCCGUGAAGCGCUCAACCGGGCUUUAACUGCCGUUGAUUUACUACUCCAUUAGCAAAGAUGCGGGACAUGCUCAACACAGUCGAAUUGUUCUGAAGAAUGCAGAGCUAUUAAUUAAAUCGCUUGAGCACCAUCUGAAAGCGCUAUAUGCAUGUAAAUAUCCAAUCAUAUCCUAUUAUAAUCUGAAUAGAGAAAGGCAUGAUCCGCAUAUUAUCACAAGUGGAUGUUGUGGUAGCACUGAUUGUGAAAACACGCACACAGAUCACCGUAUUGCUUUGUUAGUUUAUUAGAGCCUCCGAAGACUGGACAGGCUAUAGAUCACAAUGGGGCGAAGCGGGGAAUGAAUCCAUCAAAGUGACUUUAAUAAAGUCUAGAUUUGGCCAACUGGCUCAACAGAUGAAAUGGCUGCGUUCAGGUCCAGUGAAGAAGACCAAACUCCCAAAUUCUCCCCAAUCCCCACUUAUUAGACAAGUUUAUAUGAAGAAGGGGCCCAAGUAUAGCGAGAUGUGAGUCGCAACGUAAAGCAAUCUUUUCCAAUGAGGCGGAUCCCCACUCCACAAUCAGUCUUGAAAAAUGUUCGAGAGAUUCUCACAUCUCGCUCUUAUAAUACUUAUACGUAAUACUACUAGAUUUCUUGGCUAAAUUAGAAUUUUGUUUUUUUUUAAAUGUCCCUUUUCCUCAAGUCUACAUUAUGAAAAGGCAAGAUCAAGAUGGCACCUAACACACGGUCAACUGCAAAAAGUCAAACAGGCCCCUCUCAGAGGGACGUUUUUCUUUAACCGGUUGACAAAAACUUCACUGUGACCUCUAAAUUCAAAUAAAAAAUUGACAAGGGGAAAACAGUUAUACUUCUUCUGCAAUAAUAAUUAUAUUUUCAUUGCUUCACUAUGUUCUUUCAAGUGAAAGCCGAGGCAAGCGGGACUCGGGUCCGAUGACAAUCAGAAACUGAAUAACGAAUGCUGGACGUUUUAUGCACUGUUAGUGAAACAGCAAGCGAGGGGGCGGGCGUUAAAAUAACUCAACUCAAUGACAAAGUGAAAAAUUAGUUUGCGAUUGGAUGCUUCUUCUCUAUAUUCUGAAACAAUACUGUGUUGCAUGUGCGGUUUAGGCUGGACUGAGAAAUGGUGCAUUGGUGGUGCCAAAUGCUCAUAAGUCCUUGUCUCUCCCUUCUUGUGCUCGAGCAUCUUUGAUUCAUAACUGGUAUUUGGGUACCGGGCCUUGUGUAGGCAGGCAGAGCAAAAGAAGAAGUGCCCGGGACUGAUUUGUCCUAGUCAUUUGUGCCGUGUGGUUCACUGUGUCAGCAUGCAGAGCGUUUACUUGUGGUCAUCGAAAAAGCAAUACCGGCCAUAUAUCAGCCUGCAGCUUGCAAUACAUCUGCUAGUUUUUUUUAAAUUACGUUUUAUAGUAAAGAGAAAAAAGAAAAGCGGUGUGGUGAAUGAAGGAGGCACGAAUCCUGCUAUCACUUGGGGGCGCUAGUGCACAGAGAAUCAGUCUUGAGGACCUCUACAGGUCUGGAAUUGAACUGUGCCAUUUUUUAACACCUCUUCCCAGUGCUUUUUCUUCUUAUAUGUGGUAAACAAAGAACAAGAUACAAAACCAUUAAAAAAAAACAGUUUAGAGGAAACAAGUUGUUCUUCAGGGAUUGUUUAUUUGCUCAAAGUUUUAAAAACUUUGGAAUCAAGGCUGCUGUAUACUGAGUAUCCGUUCAGUACAAUGACAAAAUCUAAUGAGAAAAAAAAAAUCUACCUUUAAAAUGAUAAUAAUGCUAAUUUAUGAUGACCAUCAGAGCCAAAGAACCUUAUCGUUGUAAUGGCAUUGCUCUUGCUCCAAAUGGUACUCAUGUAAAUCGAUUAAAGUGCAUAUGACAUAAUAUUUAGUUGCAAAAUACAAUUUAAGAGUUAGGGCGCUGGAGGACAAGGAGCAAUAGAAGAGGACAAUUUGAUUUGGUGACCACUGAUUAGGGUUAAGAUGAAAUGGAAAUAAGAACUUGUAUUUCUCCAUUUACCAAGCCGCUUAUUCUCACGAGGGUCAUGGCAGUGCUGGGGCUUAUCGCAGCUGUCAACGGGCAGAAGACUGGGUACACCCUGAACUGGUUGCCGGUCAAUUGCAGGGCACAUAGAGACAGACAACAGUCACUCUCACAAUCACACCUAAGGGCAAUUUAUCGUCCCCAAUUAAUGCACAUCUUUGGGAUGUGGGAGAAAAUCGGAGAGAAAAUGAAAACUCUACAGAGCCGGGGCUGGGAUUUGAACUUUGGUCUUCAUAACUGUGAGGGCAACGCUCUAACCAGUUGCACACAGUGCAGCUGAAAAAAGAACAUUUAGGAGCCAAUUUUUUGCAUGCAAUGAUUUUAUCCCUGUCUCCAACUCACCAAACAUUUGCAUUCUUUAUUAGUUAUGGGUUUCAGGCUUUGUUAUUUUUUGUUUGAUUUGGGGGGUUGGGUCUGUUGCACGGGCUAAAAUGUCUCCUCUAUCAGGUUUAAAUAUGGAGAGCCUCUGUACUUACUGACUCUGUACUGUCCCUCACCGUGCUACAAUUGCUCUAAAACCACCACUGGUUUCAACAUUUGUGCUCAAACAAAAGAUAAUAUUUUGUUUGUAGCAUAAUGUAUCUAGAUGUAAAUAAAUGCAAAUAAAA
Syngnathoides biaculeatus (alligator pipefish) is the source of this 5942-nucleotide messenger RNA. It is a transcript of the gene angpt2b, whose product is annotated as angiopoietin 2b. The transcript has 9 exons. Gene Ontology annotation, biological process: Tie signaling pathway. Bases 494 to 2008 code for a protein of 504 amino acids. The record is from RefSeq and is a predicted model, not a curated record. Gene Ontology annotation, molecular function: receptor tyrosine kinase binding. Lineage: Eukaryota; Metazoa; Chordata; Actinopteri; Syngnathiformes; Syngnathidae.